UCGUCAAUAUUUUGUUAAAAGUCAUAGAUUUUAAUUAUCUCAUCAAAUCUAAGAUUUUAAGAACGAAAAACUUACUUAAAUCCAAAAAUAUACCUAUUCAACUUGCAAAUUUUUCAUUCUUAUCCCGGUACUCUAAAGCAUUACGACAAAUCCAUAUAAAUGACUUCUGACAUAUCCGUGUAAAAGACUUCUUUCUAGCUAAAAUAUCUAUUAGACCACAUCAAGUACUAGUCGAUGAUGGUUAGUAUCUUCUAAUACAUAUGGACCAAACACAGACUUUUCAACUGUGGAAAUGUUUCCUCGAUUCUUCUAUAUUUUCUUUUUCUUUUUUCCCUAAAUUAAUUUCGUGUGUCUUUCAAUAUUAUAUAUAUUCUCACUAAAACACACAUAUACCUUCCAAAUUUCUCAUUGAUGAAAAAAUAAUUAACACUUUCCAUAUCGAUCUCUCUGGGAAAUAUAAAAAACGCUCGAUCUCUUUUGAUACGAGAUUACGGCAAAGUGAUCAUUAAUAAAGAAGAAAGAAGAAAAUGGUAGUGACUACUAUGCUGAACUACUACUUGUUUGUUAUCAUAAUUAUUGGAUCGUUCGUAAUGGCAAGGUCGUCAACAGAACUAGCUAUACUUGCGAAACCUGGUUGUCCAGAAAAGUGUGGAGAUGUAACUAUUCCAUUCCCUUUCGGAAUUGGGUCAUCAUCAUCCAACAAUUGUUUUCUUAACAAAUGGUUCGAAAUCUCCUGCCGCAACUCUACUACGCCUUUCCUCGAUCAAACUCAACUACAGGUACUUAACAUUUCGUUAUAUGACAAACGGGUUCAGGUGAGAAGCCCCAUCAGUUUCUUCAACUGUGCAAAUAAGACAAGCAAAAAAUCAGCAAAUUUAACAGGAAGCCCCUUCUACUAUUCUUCUGAGAAUGACUUCGUUGCAGUUAGUUGUGGUCUUGUUGCCAAGUACCAAAUAAGGAGUGGUAUCAGCCUCGUCCAGGAUGGGUGCACCAGCAGCAGUUCCACCUGCUCAUCAUCAUCCAAUAGUAGUAAUAAUGUUGAUUUUAGUAAUUGCCACGAUGGCGUUAAAUGUUGUCGUGCUUAUUUCGAAGGUGGUGACAGCUUCAAAAUCUCCAUGGAUAAUGAUUCUAGUACGACUCUUGCAACAAAUCGUGAUAACGAAUAUUGCAAAUAUGCAUUCCUGAUUGAUCGUUAUGAAAUUGAUAAAUACAAAACAUCCCAUGAUCCUUAUUAUGUUCCCGCCCUACUAAGUUGGUCCCUUAAUGUUACGUAUUUCGACAUAUUUAAAACUCAAGUUCUGCCAACCAGCAGCUUCUACUGCAAUGGCAAUGAUGGUCCUUUAAAUUCCUCUCUAGAUCGGAUAUCCAGCUGUUACUGCAAUUAUGGAUUUCGAGGGAGUGCGUACAUUCAGGACGGGUGUCAAGGUAAUCCUCAAUCCACCAUUAAUAUUUUUUAA
Messenger RNA from Humulus lupulus (European hop), 1457 nucleotides. RefSeq names its product wall-associated receptor kinase-like 6. The record is from RefSeq and is a predicted model, not a curated record. Bases 528 to 1457 code for a protein of 309 amino acids. Gene Ontology annotation, molecular function: polysaccharide binding. The transcript has 2 exons. Lineage: Eukaryota; Viridiplantae; Streptophyta; Magnoliopsida; Rosales; Cannabaceae.